Messenger RNA from Eimeria tenella, 8472 nucleotides. Its product is annotated as PIK3R4 kinase-related protein (incomplete catalytic triad), putative. NCBI's taxonomy places the organism in Eukaryota, Apicomplexa, Conoidasida, Eucoccidiorida, Eimeriidae. Gene Ontology annotation, biological process: macroautophagy; protein targeting to vacuole; protein phosphorylation. Gene Ontology annotation, molecular function: ATP binding; protein binding; protein serine/threonine kinase activity. Gene Ontology annotation, cellular component: late endosome; nucleus-vacuole junction; phosphatidylinositol 3-kinase complex, class III, type I. The transcript has 8 exons. The coding region runs from base 1 to 8472 and encodes 2823 amino acids. The record is from RefSeq and is a predicted model, not a curated record.
AUGGGCAACACUGUGUCUGCGGGGCUGAGCCCAGCGCUCCCGGCCGGGGAGCUGAGCCAGCUGUCUUCCCAGAGCCCGACUUCCCCCCUUACAGAUGAGCAGCGGAGCCACAUGGAAGACUACCCGUUUCUGCAUGCGGUGGGGUGUAUAUCCACCUCGCGGGUCAGCAGCAGCCUCCUGUGCGUCUCAGUCACAGACGGACUGACAUUUUGCAAACUCUUUAUCAACAAGAAUGCCGCGGGAACCAAAGGGCCCCCCCUUGAGCUGCGCCGCUUCCAGGCCCAGAAGCUCCUCCACAAGGCUGUCUUCACUUUUGACUUAUACCCAAACAUCUGCCCGGACGAGCGGCUGCUGCUGGCGGAGCGCUCGGCGCUGCUGCUGCGGCGGUACUUCAGCAGCACGGUGUGGGGCCGGCUGCACGUGCGGCCUGCGGCGUCUUGCGUGCAGCUGCUGUUCAUGUGCUUCCAGCUGCUGGCUGCAGUGGCGCAGCUGCACAGCCUGGCCUUUGCCCACUGCGACCUCAAGACUGAAAACUUGGGCCUCACCUCCAGCCUCCACCUCUUCCUCACUGACGCCGCUCCCUGGAAAGAUGUUGUUUUGCGCCUGAGAGACAUGCGCGUCUACAGCCUCCUCUUCGAGUCUGCCAAGCGCUCCCGCUGCUACCUCGCGCCCGAGCGGUUUGUGGACAACGAAGAACCCCAGGAGCCUUUUCCCGAAGGCAUUCAGGAGCUGCAGGCUGCAGAAAUGUUUUCGGUGAACUGCACUUUGGCGGAGAUUCUGUUGGAGGGCGCAGACGUCAUAGAUUUGCUGCACCUGCUUGAUCUGAGAAACUGGCUCAACGCAGCCAAGCAGCAGCAGAAGCAGCAGCAACAGCAACAGGGACAGCAGCUGAAAGAAGAUGAAUCUGCAGGCGCAGAAGAGAAAAGCAAAGCUGCGGCUCCAGCAGGCAGCAGCAGUGGCACCGCUCGCCGCCCCCGCAACUCAGCAGCAGCAGCAGCUGCUGCUGCUGCUGCCGCAAUGCAGGAGGAAAUGCGUGCUUCUCUUCCUGGGCUUCCUGCUGCCCCGUCGUCUUCGCCGCCUCCCGCUGCUCUGCUGCAUGCACUGGAGGGGCUGACCUGCCGCAAAGUGCGGCUGCUGCUGCUGCACGGAGGUCUGCUGCAGCUGCCGGAGCGUCGGCUGUCGGCGCAGCAGACGCUGCUGCUGUGGCUGCGCUAUGUCUUUCCUCCUUGUUUCAGCAACUACUUCUUGUGCCUCUUUACUGUGCUGCUGCACCCGGCGUACCAGCAGCCCGACCUUCGCAUUUUGCUGCUAAAAGAGCACCUCCCUGAUCUCUUUUUGGCGCUGCUGGAGCAGCGACCCCAGCAGCAGCAAGAGCAGCAACAGCAGGCUCUGCUCCAGCAGCAGCAGCAGGAGAGUGAUGCCAAAGAGCAGCUGCUUCUGCAGCUGCUGAGAGAAGCCGCGACCAGGGAGACGCUGGAGAUUGACGGCUGCACUGCCCACCAAACUGUGCUGAACAUGGCCGUCACGAUGCCACAGGAGUGCCCUGCUGCUGCUGCGCUGCUGCAUGCGUGGAGCGCGGGGGGCGCUGAGGCAGCAGAUGCAGCAGCAGCUGCGGCAGCAGCAGCUGCUGCUGCUGCAUCUCCCUUGGGGGGCCAGCGUGACCUGCGCGCAGCGUCUGCUGCAGCAGGAACAGCAACACCGCCGAGCGUAGGCGGGGUUACAGCUGAGGAGAGGUUUCUCGCUGCAGAAGUAGCACAAGAGGCGGCAGCGGCUGCUGCACUCAGCGGCAGCCUCCCUCACCCCGUUUUGAGCCCCCGGAAUGCCCGCCAGUUUGGCCGGAGCCUUAUGGGUCUUUGGGCCCAAAGUUACGAGGCUACAGUGGUUUUAAAGCGCCCCGCAGUGGCAGUCCUCGAGGAGCUUGAGGUGCAGAAGGUGCGCCUGUACGACGACCUGUUCAGGCAGCGCGGCGAAGACAGUCACAGCGCCGCCCCUGCUGACGCUGCUGCUGCUGCUGCUGCUGCUGCUGGGACUGGAGGGGCGGGGGCCGCGGGCGUUGGAACUGGAGGAGACAGCAGCGGAUCCGCUCCGGUGUAUCCGCAGUGGGAGAGUGUGUGCGAGCUGCUGGGUCCGCCUGAGCUGCCUGCGCAUGUCUUCGGGUCUGCAGCAGCAGCAGCAGCAGCAGCAGCAGCUAGCAGCGACGUGGGCCUCCCGUUUGUGGUGGUCUCGCCUUCUAAUGUGGAGUCAGCACAGCGCUCUUGUGCAGGCUGCCUGCGCAGCAGCUGCUGUAUUCUUGCCUCUGAGGUGGUGGGGCUGGCACUGCAGCAAACGAGCAGCCCUCGUGUAAGGGCAUGCGGCGUCUCCAUGUUGGGAUUUUUUUCGCGGAUUGCCACAAUAGAAGUCCUGCUAGACUCCAUCUUACCCUUCCUGACUCACCAUUUGGGGGAUCCGCUCCCAGUUGUCCGCACUGCUGCUGUCAGGGCCCUCGCUGCAGCGCUGCUGCAGCUGAAUGCAGCGCUGCAGCACAAAGCGCAGUGCUCCAAGCUGGCCUCACAGGGGCCCCUCUGCGCCUUUUGCGGUACAUCCUGCGCAAGUGAGGUGCCCAGCAGCAGCGCAACAACUGCAGCGACGGGGGCCCCGAAGGCAGGCGGUUCAGUGCGUCGCUCCGGCAAAGGGGCAUCGCUUCAGCAGCAGCAAUACCCGGUGCUGCUGCGGAGCACUGCAGCAGAGGAAAGCCCGCAGGCCGAUGCUGCUGCACUCUUCUGCGGCUACAUUCUUCCUGCAGUGCACCGCUUAAGUGCUGCAGAUCCAGAGCCGGCUGUCCGCGUGGCUGUUGCGGAGCUGCUGCCGCUGAUGCUUCUUUCAGUGAAGGCCUGUCUUCACGCACAGGCUCUUCUAGGCGCCCGCAGAGAGCAGCAGAAGCAGCAGAAGCAGCAGCAGCAGCAAAAUGAGUUAUCGCCUUCCGUGCAUGCAGGAAAGGCCACAGCGCUUCGCAGGGCCUCGGACUCCGCAGCAGCAGCUCAGGAAAGCGCCAAAAAGAGCAGCAGCACCGCUGCAGCCCCAGCGCAUAUUACACUGCCUGUAGCGGUGGGGCCAAAAGAUGUGCUUGAGAGGCAAGCCAACUUUAUUGACGAUACUGGGGAAAGCAAAGGUGCUGCUGCUGCAGCAAGGCCUUCCGAGGCAUCAUUUGAAGCUGCUACGGGAGCAAGCGGGGUGGCCGUCAGCAGCAGCAGCAGCUCUCAGCAGAUGCAUGGAGCAGCAGCUGCUGAUGACCGAGCUGCUGCUGAGGAAGUUGCUGCUGCUGGACUUGACACCUCAGGGUCGCCUUCUUUGGGGGUUCCCAUUAGUUCAAAAGUAACACUGGCUGAAGCAGCAGCAGAUAUCUCUCCUGCCAGCAGCUGCCCGGGGCCUGAGCGCACAGCAGCAGCAGCUGCAACUGAAGCAGAGGGCCUGUCAACAUCAGCAAAAGAAAAGCUGGCAGAGGCCAUCAGCAAAUUCCACGCCGCAGUGCUGCCGACGGUGCAGCAGCAGCUGACCUGCCGCCCCCUGGAGCAGCGGCUGGCGCUGCUGCGGCCGCUGCCGCUGCUGACAGCUGUGCUGGGGCCGCAGCAGACACACAGCUUCCUGCUGCCGUACCUCAUUGUGCAGCUAAAUGACCCCUGCCCUGGGGUUCGUGCUGCAGUGGUUCGUUCGCUGGGGGGCCUGGGGGCCCUUGCGCUUCCCGCAACAGCUGAGAGCUGCAUCAUUCCCUGCUGCGAACAGUGUCUCCUUGACCAGCAGGAGGAAGUGGUUGCUGCUGCUGCUGCUGCUCUUUCGCAGCUCGCAGCAGACGGCCUCCUCAGCCCCGCCUCUAAGGCCACCUACAGCCUCUUGUCUCGAAGAGUGGUUCCGCUGCUGCUCUUCCCCUCGCUGCUGCUGAGGGGUGUGCUGCUGCGCCUUCUUGCUGCAGUUCAGGACAGUUGGGGCCCUGUGCAGACAUAUGCCCUGCUGCUGCCACUGCUGCGUCCCGUGCUGCGGCGCCAUUCCCGGUUGCUGAGCGUGGACGAAGUUGCAGCAGCUCUGCGGUCUCCGCUCUCUCGGCAGCAGCUGCUGCGCCUGCUGCAGCAGCAACCCGAAAACAGGGCAAGUGAGCGGCUGCUAUCGAUUCUCUUCUCUCCGACGACUCUCGCGGCCGCAGAAAGGGCUCGGAGAGGGCAGAAGCACCGAAAGGAACAUUCGGGAGCUGCAAGCAGCAGCAGCAGCAGUGGCAGCCUCAGCAGCAGCAGCAGCAGCGACAGCAGCAGCAGCGAGAGCACAAGCAGCAGCGACAGCAGUGAUGAGCCAAGCGCCCCCUUUCUGCAAGAAGCUGCUGCAGACAAACGGCUAGCUGCAGGGGCCCUGAUAGUGCGGGGCAUGAGGCGCGGCUUGGGGCCUUGGAAAAUGGUAAUAUUGGAAGUGGAGAAGCGCGCAGCUGCUUCUAGUGCUGCUGCUGCUUCGUCUUCGCCGUUCGGCGCGCCUCUUCUUCAGAUUCAAGUGGAGAAGCAGGCUGCGCAGGAGCAGCAGCAGCAGCAGCCGCAGCAGGGGGAGGCAGCAGCGGCAGUGGAAGACCUGGUAAAGUUUUUGCGUGGGGCUGGGCCUGCAGACCGCCACGCGCUGCUGCUGCUGCUGCCGACGCUGCAUGCGCGGCGUCAGGCAGCAGCAGCCAACGCUGCAGGCCUAAGUGCGAAAGGAGAGGGGUCGACUGCAGCAGCGGAUUGUCCCCUAGGCUCCUCCCUCGACACUUUAGGACUUGCUGAGGAGGCGCCAGAGGGGUCUCUGCUGCUGCAGUCUCUUCCUGGGCAGGCCAGGCGGCCUCCUUGCUGCACAGUGGGGGCUAGGCAAACGGCAGUCCUCCUGAAGUACAUGCUCCCGCAGGGGCCCUCUUCGCGCCAAGUGCUGACAGCCACGCGGCUGUCUCCUGUACCCCCCAUUGCCCCCCCUCUGACCCGCAUUUCUUUGUGGGGUCUUUUCGCGGAGACCCUUUUGCCCCACGUGGCUCGCCUGGUGAUGCAUCACCAGAUGCUGCUGCUGCACGGCUGCCUGUGGCCAGACGAGCCGCCCGUUGCUGCUGCGGGCAACAGCAGUAGCAGUGGAAACAACAGUGCUGAAAACGACAGCGGCAGUGACAGCUCCACAGACAAAGCCGAGGCCUCGCUUCAGGCAACGGAGCAGCAGCAGCAACAGCAGCAGCAGCAGCAGCAGCAGCAGCAGCAGCAGCAGCAGCGAUCUUUAGCACAUGCUCUUCUGGACGUGUGCCCGCCCGAAGUCUCUGACGCUGCAGCAAAAGCUGCAAUGACUGCAGCAACUGCAGCUGCCACAGCCGUUGCGGGCGCAGUGGGGAGACACUUGUGGAUAUACCCCCCGCAGCCGUCGUUGCUGCAGGCUCUUCUUGGCCUCUCAACUCACCGCAAGGAUAAUGCUUCCCAGUCGGUGCAGGUCAGCUGCGGCUCCGCUGUAGUCACCAGCAGCUACUUGUCUCUCCUCCUUGCUGCUGCAGCGCCUGCUGCUACAGUUGCAGCCCUGAACUCGCAGACGAAAAUGCCCGUCGCCGCGGCUGCAUCCUUGCAGCGGCUGCUGCAGCGAGCGCCGGCGAAACUGCAGGAGCGUUGCCGCGGGCUGUGCCUGCCUGAAGCAGCAGCAGCAACAGCGGCCGCAGCUGCAGCAGCGAGAAAGCUUGCUGAGCGGGCCCUCGGGGGCGGGAAGCGACACAUAAUGACUGUCUCCAGGCUGUCUCCACACAGAAGCAGCGCAGCCCCGGGGGUCCCUGCCCCGCUGCAGCGGGACUGGCGUUGUGUGCUGCUGGGCCUUCCGCGGCGGCCCUCUCUUGAAGUGGGGAGGCUGCAAAGACAAGACGAGAGUCACUUCAGUCUUUACCCUUACCAGCUGCGAGUGUCUGAUUCUCUGGAUGCAUUCUUUGCUGCCGAAAGGAGACUGACAGCACUUGCCCGCAGGCUGUUCGCGUGGGCCCCUCCGUUGGGUAGUUCCAGAGCACAGCAGCUGAGCAGCAGCAGCAGCAGCAGCGGGCUGGCUCUGCCCGCAGCCACGGCAGCCCUGGGCCGCCCCUCACAAAAUAUCAGCACAGUUGUAGGGGGAGUCACUGACAGCCUCUCUCAGUUGUCGGGGGACCCCAGCCAGCAAGGAGGCCUCGGCACAAUUAAGGGCCCCACCGCAGGCCGGCAUGAGGGUCUGCUGCAAGCAUCAGCUCGCAGCAGCAUGGAGGGCAAGGGUGCAGGGGCUGUUGCUGGGGGAGGCGUUGCGGGGCUGCCGGACUUGGCCUCCUGGAGGCCCCGGGGCCAGUGGGUGCGCAGCCUUACGGAGUAUGAGGGCUCUUGUUCUAGAGGCGUUGGCCUCCUCAGCCUCGCUGCAACAGAUGACGGGAGAGUUCUCGCGGCCGUCCCUGUGGGCCUCAAGGGAGGGGCCAUCAAGGCCUGGAAGGCGUCAGCCCUGGUCAGGGCCACUCGGCCGCCAGCUGUGGGUCUGUGGCAAGUUCCUCCCCAGCUGCACCUGACGACUCAUUGUCUUAUUCAGAACACGAGGACAUUAGCUGUGGGGACUUCCGACGGGGCGUGCCACUUGCUGCGGCUGGACAGCAGCAGCAGCAGCAACGCCAACAACGGCAGCAGUAGCGCAGGAGUCACCAUACCCGGCGCGCUGCUGCGCCUCCCCACUCCUCGGCUGAUGCCGGCGCCUCUGUCUGCGAAGCCCUCUGUCUUGCUCGGGCUGCUGCAGCGCCAGCUGGGCCAAGGCCCUUACUCAGCAGCAGCAGCAGCAGCGCGCGCUGCCUUGUCUUUGUCUCGUUUGGUGUAUAGAGCAACGGCGGAUGGAUCGGCGGGGAAGCGGUGCGCUGCAGGAUUCGCUGCUGCGCGCGCAGCAGCAACUGCAGCAGCAGCUGGCGGCGGCGGCGUGGCGUGUCUUAGCCAUCAAGACACAUCUUUGGAGCAGCUGCUGCUCUACGCCUUGCGCAAUGGCUUGUUCGGCGGCUGGGACCUCCGCGUCUCCACUCCUGUCUUCGCUUCACAGACUCCGCCUUGGCUGGGGGCGCCGGCAGCGCAGGCCAUAGGUGCUGACGCCCGCUGGCUGGUGAUUGGGACCACUGGGGGCUUGUUGCUGCAGUUUGACUUGCGCAUGCAGCUUGUCCUCAGAGCGUGGCAGCUCCAGCCCCCAGUGGCCGUCAAGCAGCUGCUGUUUGUGGACCCGUCUGCUGCGGCUGUUGCUCUUAGCAGCAGCAGCCUCGCGACGGGCAGGCCUGCUGCUUUCGAGCAGCAACAAGAUGCCCCAACCUGCUGCAUGCUGGCCCUUGUAGAGCACGCGGCGUUCCCCCUGCUGCUGCUUGACCUGCAAGACGGGGCAGUUAUCAGCGCGUACAACACCUCUUGCUUCGCAGAUAGCACAGCAGCAGCAGCAGCCGCUGCUGCAGAAGGGGCAGGGGAGGCUUCGAAAAGCUUCUCGGUACCCAUGCUGGUUUUGCUGUCCAUGGAGGCGCUGUCUCUGCCAUCUGCAUGCAGUAACAUACUCCAGAUACCACGGGGAGUGUCGGGAUUCUGGGGAGCCGAUGAGGCUCCCCCGCACAUGCCCCGGUAUCUCUGGAUGCCCCCACCUCUGAGAGGCCCUGCUGGCUUCGUUUUAUCUGCUGGGGAAGAUCUCUGUGUCCACUACUGGGAUUUGGCGGAGGAGCGAGCUGUGUUUGCUGCGAAGCUGGGGUACCAGAAGCAAAAGCAGCAGCAGCUGCAGCAGCAGCAAGCAGCAUCUGCAGACAGAGGGGAAACAGCAGGAGCCGCCACGGGAACUUCUCCAGACACCACUUUCUUAGACACAGACCUGGUGCGCUCUUACUGUGUCCUGGGGCCCCCGACUGCAUGCGGAUGCCGGGAAAGAGAUCGUGGUUCAUCACUAAUGGCUUCUCUCACCAUAGGUGGCACCCAUGUGCUGCAGCAAGUUUGCUGUCGCUCCCCACAGGGGCGGCGUUUCCUGCGGCGUGCAUCAGCAGCAGCAGCAGCAGCGAGAGCAACAGCAACAGCUGCUGCUGCGGGCCGAUUAUCUGGCGAGGCGGGGGCCUCGAAAGGGGAGAACUGGGAGGCUCUGCUGGCUGCUGCGGACUUGGGAACGGAAGAAGCUGGUGAGGCUCCCAGAGGGGCAGGCAGUACUUUUGCACGAAAAGGCAGGGACUUGUUAGUGCUGGACAGGAGCAACAGCAAAAGCAGUAGCAGCAGCAGAAGCAGAAGCAAACUCGUCGGCGGGCCUGGGAGCUCCUGCUGCUGCAUGCCGCCUCCCUGUGGCCCGGACUUCGCCUCCUGGUCCCCCGUGUGGGGUGAGGGGGAGGAAGCUGAGGCGCCCCAAGGUUUUGGGGGGCCUUCGCCGAUGCACAGAGACGCUGUCACUGGAAUCUCGGUGAUUGGCCAGGGAGACCUCUUUUUAGUCACAGCGGGAAGAGACGGAGUCGUCAAAAUCUGGUCGUAG